AUGACGGACCAAUAUCUGCAAGAGCAGCAUGCCCUCACUAUUGCCCGCACCGUCCAGAGAGAACGCCAACUUGCCCAGGCCCGCCUAGAUUCUGACCAUGGAGAUAGUUGGGUCAUGAUCACCCAGACGGGUGAAAUCAAUCCUUUACCUCACGAGCACAUCAGACACAGAUCCAACGCCAAGGUCAGCCUGGAGCUGUCGGUUCCCAAGUCACUACAGCAAGGAAGGACGCCGUUCACGCGCAAGAGCGACAACGGCACCGCAUACAUCACAACACAACGAGUCAUAUACGUCCCCGCAAAACCAACCCCCGAGUUCAAGUCGUUCCAUGCGCCCAUCCUGAACUGUGCCGACUCGUAUGUGGGCUCGCCCUUCUUCGGCGCCUGGUUUUGGUCCGCCACUGUCGUGCCGGUUGCUGGAGGUGGCGUACCUGCCGACAUACCAAGAGUCGAGGUGAAGCUAAGCUUCAAGGAAGGCGGUCACAGCGAAUUCAGACAGCGGUUUGAAGAGUUGAAGGAACGACUGGAGCACGUCAGGCGUCUACAGCAGGAGACUGGACAGACGGUCAACAUCCCGGACGAGCCGCUGCCGGCAUACGAGGCGACUGAAGGCGCAGGCGCUCCGAGCGGUGUUGUUUCGCAGUCGUCGCCAUCGCAGCAGCCGCAGGAGGAGCCACUGGCCCGCCAGUCGGCUAGCUCUGGGAAUCAAAACCAACGCCCGAACGAACCUCCACCAGAUUAUGAGGAGGCGCAAGCUCAGACACUGAGCAUGCGGCUCGAAGACCACGUCCGCGAGGAGUCUGGUAGAACAUAG
This is a messenger RNA of Colletotrichum navitas, 813 nucleotides long. RefSeq names its product WW-domain ligand protein. NCBI's taxonomy places the organism in Eukaryota, Fungi, Ascomycota, Sordariomycetes, Glomerellales, Glomerellaceae. Gene Ontology annotation, cellular component: nucleus. The coding region runs from base 1 to 813 and encodes 270 amino acids. Gene Ontology annotation, biological process: positive regulation of DNA-templated transcription. The transcript has 2 exons. The record is from RefSeq and is a predicted model, not a curated record. Gene Ontology annotation, molecular function: transcription coactivator activity; chromatin DNA binding.